Messenger RNA from Erythranthe guttata (spotted monkey flower), 1393 nucleotides. Its product is annotated as putative trehalose-phosphate phosphatase J. Gene Ontology annotation, biological process: trehalose biosynthetic process. The record is from RefSeq and is a predicted model, not a curated record. Gene Ontology annotation, molecular function: trehalose-phosphatase activity. NCBI's taxonomy places the organism in Eukaryota, Viridiplantae, Streptophyta, Magnoliopsida, Lamiales, Phrymaceae.
CUGAAUCAGUUUUUUUUUUUAAGAUGACGAACCAGAAUGUGGUGGUUUCCGACGGAAAAUCAGGUAUCAACAUGGCCAUAACGGCGGCUGCCGUCUCGGGUUCUUCCCUCUUCACCACGGCGGCGCAGAAGCCGCCGGCUGUUCCCGGCACAUCCUACAUCACCAUCUCCAAGAAGAAACUCCUCCAGAAUCUCGACAUCAACGCCGCCGCCGCCGCUUGCGGCGGCGGCGGCGCAAGAAUCAACGCCUGGGUCGACUCUAUGAGAGCUUCCUCCCCUACCCACAUGAAGUCCCCUCCUCCCCUCUCCGGCGAUCACCAAACCUCCUGGACUAUGCAGCAUCCAUCAGCACUGGACAUGUUCGAACAAAUAACAAACGCAUCAAAGGGAAAGCAGAUUGUUAUGUUUCUUGAUUACGACGGCACCCUCUCCCCCAUUGUCGACGACCCUGAUCGUGCUUUCAUGUCUGAAUCGAUGAGAGCAACAGUGAGGAAACUGGCUAGAUAUUUUCCAACUGCUAUUGUUAGUGGGAGGUGCAGAGACAAGGUUUACAGUUUUGUGCGUUUGGCAGAGCUUUAUUACGCUGGCAGCCAUGGCAUGGAUAUCAAAGGUCCAUCAAAAGGCUCCAUACAUAAGAAAGGUGCUGAAGCUGUUCUUUUCCAGCCUGCUAGUGAGUAUAUUCCCAUGAUUGAUGAGGUUUAUAAGGCACUGUUGGAGGUGACAAAAGCUACUCCAGGUGCUAAGGUUGAGAACAACAAAUUUUGUCUCUCUGUACAUUUCCGCUGUGUUGAUGAGAAGAAAUGGAUUGAAUUAGCUAAGCAAGUAGGAUCAGUGAUGGAGGGGUACCCGGAUCUUCGGUUGACACAAGGAAGAAAGGUGUUGGAAAUUCGUCCGACUAUUAAAUGGGACAAGGGGAAGGCUCUUGAGUUCUUGCUCGAGUCACUCGGGUAUGCCAAUUGCGCCGAUGUCUUUCCUGUUUACAUCGGAGAUGAUCGAACCGACGAAGAUGCAUUCAAGGUACUUCGAGAGAGAGGGCAAGGGUUCGGGAUUCUCGUCUCGAAGACUCCGAAAGAAACGAAUGCGUCUUACUCUCUGCAAGAACCGACCGAGGUGAUGGCGUUUCUCCGACGUUUGGUGGAUUGGAAGAAAUCGGCGUUGAGAAACCAAUUCCGGAUGAGACGAAGGCUCGAGGAGAUCAAUAUGUUCUUACCAAAUUAAUUAGAGGGAUUAUUUAUAUAGGAUAUAUGAAGAAGCAUAUAUGUAUAUGUUUAUGUAACUUUUGUUGUGUUCUAAUUUAGUUGGAGUUUCUUAUAUGUAAAUUAAGCAUGUUCAAGGGCAAAUGUGUAAUUUCAAGAUUUCAUCUAAUUAUAUAAAUAGAGUUCUCUCUUAGUAUC